Messenger RNA from Alligator mississippiensis (American alligator), 1293 nucleotides. It is a transcript of the gene CCDC81, whose product is annotated as coiled-coil domain containing 81. The transcript has 10 exons. NCBI's taxonomy places the organism in Eukaryota, Metazoa, Chordata, Crocodylia, Alligatoridae. Gene Ontology annotation, cellular component: centrosome. The record is from RefSeq and is a predicted model, not a curated record. Bases 1 to 1293 code for a protein of 430 amino acids.
AUGUCUUUCACUUGCAUUUUAGAAAUCAGAAAUGUUUGGGUCGGAGUAUCUAAUUUUGUUUACCGGAACCUCUCCAUGGACAAGGGUGCCAAUGUCCCUGGACUGGGAAUAUUCUCAUUAGCUCGAACAAAGCUAGAUCUGGGUGGCAACAGAUUUAUUGCAAUACAAAGACCUGUGUUUCUCUUGUCUGAGAAACUUUCCCGGGCCUAUGGACUGAAACAAUCAAAAACAUACACUCCUGAUGAAUAUCCAGUUGUUCCUCUGAAUAUAACGACUCUAUCUUUGAAGACUGCCUUGAAAAAGAAGGAAAUAGAAGAUUGCAUAAGGGAGACUGUCCUGUAUUUCUAUCGCCUGAUGAUUCAUGGACAGCCAGUGACAUUCCCACUCAGGGGGAUUGGUGUUCUGGGUAUCCAGAACAAAAUAGUGACCAUGACCUUUUGCAGAGAGUUCCUGCAAGCCACGGAUGGGAGUAGGAACCUGGCCAGCAUGCUUCGGAAGGUGCCUUUGCUGAGGACUGUGGCAGAAGACUCAAUAACUUUCCAACGAGCUACUUCACCCCUUUCAAGAGGGUUGGGUUCAAGGACACCCACCACUUCUUCCCAUGUGGCCAGACCUCGGAAGUUGCCAAGCCUUGGGUAUAAGGAAGCUGAUAAGCCAGCAGGCCUGGAAACCAUCCAAGCAGAGAAUGAAAUGGCCAACAAAGAAAAACAGCUAAUUCCAAGAGGGGAAGAUCAUUAUCAUAAUGCAGACAAGAAAGAAACUCUUCCCAAGGAGCAUCUUCGGUCCCAGCGGAGUCUCGCUCCUGCCAAAGCGGCGAUGCUCGUCUGCAGCGAUUCAGUGGAGAAGACUGCAGAGCAAAACAGCGGCUUUAAAAGAUCGAAGACGGCAAAGGGUCAGCAUCCUUCAGAAAAGGAAAUAAUCCAUGAUCCCACUCCCAAAAUGGCAUCCUCUCCCUGUAAGAGCCAGGUCACAGCACGAAAGGAACCGUGCUCCCUGUGCUGGGAGCAUCUGAGGAAGAGGUUUUCGGAGAAGGGGAGCACAGAGAAGGAAGAAGGGCGCAUGGUUGUUCAGAAAUUUCAAGAUAUGAAUCUCUUGGAGGCCGUUCUUCGGGACCAGAUGAAAAUCAUACAGGACAGAAAGCACAGGAAAACCCUUUCUGCCUGUAAUGUGACAGUUGCCCAUCAAAAAAGGAAGGAAAAUGAAAAGCCCAGAAAACAGCAUGAUGGAUAUUGCUGUUUUGAGCAGUGCGGCUCAGAUGUCAAGGCCAGCAGAUACCACGUUGACUCCUUAUGA